AUGAGCUCUCAACAGCAAGUAUCUUCUCGUCAGCUAUCCCAUAAGCCCGUGGAAAAUUUGGUCCACAGGGAUGUUCUCGCUCCUGAUAAACCGCCAAGAGUUCGUUGGCAUUCUGAGUUUCAUGUGUGGAUCUGUAGAAACGUCGGUCAGCUACUUCUUUUCAUUCUCUUUCUGGCAGUCUGUUUCGUUUUGGGACCGUGCCUGAUUUCUUUUAUGUAUCCCAAUGUUAUUGUUCCAUUCAACACCAAACUUGAUUGGAAAUGCAAACGUCUCGAAAGUUACAGUCAACUCAAAGCGUCCAAUUUAGCAUGGGAAACCAAUUUAAUGGCAGCUGGUUCUUCAGUUAACAUUCAGGUUUAUGUAAGAGAUAAGAACACUACGCUUGAGGAUCUCGAGAAAAUCCUAUUGGUAAUUGACGAUUGUGGAUUUGAUGAUUUUGGAGAGAACGUAGUAUUAUGUAGGCCUGUUUCUAAAAAUGCACCGCGAUCAACAUUCAAACAGUCGGUGAAAGUGGCUGAAAUUUGUUAUCAUUACAUUAGGCAAAUCACCAAGAAAGCAAUAAUCGCGUCGUAUGGAAAAGGAAUCACAGCGAAUAUUCUUCUUGCAACUGCUGUCAAACUUCGAGAAGAGUACUGUUAUUCGUUUGGAACUAUUUUUAUAGAAGAUCCAAUAAUGGAUGUGAAGAAUGAGUUCAAGAAGAACAGCUGGAUUGGAAUUAGUUUCAUGUUGCCUUAUUUCCGGGAACAAAUGAUGACUGACACUAUACAAGAUUACGGUUUUCAUGAAGCAGAAGUCGGUGAUAACAUCAAAAGAGUCCAUACUACAGUAAGAGCAGUAGCAGAAGAAGACUUUGAAUCCAUUUAUGGAGCAAAUGGUGGCUUAGUGACAAAGGGAAAAAAGAAAGACAUCUUUUUGUACAUGAAACCUGGCUAUGGUGCUCCGAAGGUUCCAGGAAACUCAUCGUUCCAGUUCAGACACAGUAAUGAAGGAGAAUGUGCAAAGAAGGCAAAUAUCCCUCUCACAUCUGAUUAUCUUUUGCUCACAAACUCAUCCCCACCUUCUUCUUCUCCAUCUCUUUUUUUUCAUUUUUAUUUUUCCUAUGACUGUUUUCACUGGUCAGUCAUUUUAGAUAGUUUUCAAGACUACAUAUAUUUUUCAAAAAUUAAUACCUUUUUUAUCUUUGUGAUUUUAUUGUCGUUACUCUUAUCAUUGCGUUUUAAAAAUAACCUACCUGAUAGUGUCAAUACUUAUUUUGAGCAUUUGAAUUUUUUUCUCAUUUGUAACUCUUGUAUGUAUUUCAUAGAUGUUUUCGAAGAGGAUACUUCCGAUGCUUUGAUCCGAUCAAUGAUGAAGGGAUUCUGGUGUGUCAUUUCCUUUCCAGGUGCUCAAAAAGAUAUUAGCGGCUAUGUAGGACGAGACAUAUCAGUUUCGGCAAGGUUUUCAAUCAAGCUGGAUUUCCUCGAAAGAAUUCGUCGAAAAUCGCCGCGAGCAACCAUCUUGUUCGCGGUGAACCCCGACAAAGGAGCGUUCCCUCUUCUGAUGACGUUGCCAUAUGAGAACUACAAUAAUCAGGCAACGUCUUCGUCUGGAGAGGGAGGCACUGAAGUCACUGAAUUGACAGCUGGACGAUUGGAGAGUGUUGCAGAGGAUGGAAGUACUUUGAAAAUCUUAUUCAACAACUCACCUAAAAUUUAUAUAUUAGCAAUGGAGUACAAAAUCUGGCAACCAAAUGAUAACUCAUCAAGCAGACUAGGAAGCUAA
Messenger RNA from Caenorhabditis briggsae, 1761 nucleotides. The transcript is spliced from 11 exons. Bases 1 to 1761 code for a protein of 586 amino acids. NCBI's taxonomy places the organism in Eukaryota, Metazoa, Nematoda, Chromadorea, Rhabditida, Rhabditidae. The record is from RefSeq and is a predicted model, not a curated record.